AUGUCAUCGCGUAGCUCUGGGGUGGCCUCGGGGCUGGGUUCCCAGCCCAGCACCUCUCUGCUGGCACAAAGGAAGUCCUUCCCGGCGCUGCAUCUCUGUCCCCCGCAGAGCAGCUCGCUCACCCUGCCCAGCCAGGAGGACUUCUUGCAGAGCUUCAACAGGAGACUGCACAACAUGAGCGAUGUUCUGAGGGCUGAUCUGUUGGACUGCAACUACUCCAUCCCUGACCCGCAGCUGAUCCGGAGGAUCGUCUCUCAGGUGGAGUUCUACCUCUCCGAUGAGAACCUGUCCAAGGAUGCUUUCCUCCUGAAACACGUCCAGAAGAACAAGAUGGGGUUUGUGAGCAUCAAACUGCUGACGUCCUUCAAGAAGGUGAAAUACCUGACGCGGGACUGGCGGCUGACGCUCUACGCCCUGCAGUUCUCGGAGCUGCUGGAGGUGAACAAGGAGGGCACCAAAGUCCGGCGGCGCGUCCCGGUCCCCGAGUCCCUGCUGAGCAUCCCCCCCAGCAAACUGCUGCUGGCCUGGGAGCUGCUGCCCCAGGGACAGGGGGUGCUGCCACCGCUCCAGAAGAACUUCCUGGAGACUAUCACAAGGAUGUUCAGCCCCUUCGGCGCCAUCGCCUCCAUCCGCAUCCUGCGGCCGGGCCGCAAGCUGCCCUCGGAUGUGCGGAAAUACACCUCGCGUUUCCCGGAGCUGCUGAGCAAGUGCUGCGCGCUGGUGGAGUACGAGAGCCUGGAGAGCGCCCGCAGGGCAUUCGAGAGCCUCGGCCGCCAGAGCUGCCCGGGUGGUGAGAGCAUCAGGGUGGUCCGACUCUGCGGGAAGAGCUCCAAGAAGAAAGCUGGGGCAGAGAGGGAGGCGGCGCCGGAGCUGGUGGACCAGCUGGGCUGGAAGGCGCAGGCGGCGGCGACGUCCCCCUACGGCAUCGGGGAGUCCCUGCUCUGCAGCUCCCCGGAGCCAGAUAGUGCCCUGGAGUUGUCAUCCUUCCCCUGGAACAAGGAACCCUCCAUAGCCACAUGGUCCAGCACCGACUUCAAGCCCAGCGACUUCAGCAACGCUUUCAAUGGAUCGCUCCUCACCAGCAAAGUCUUUGGUCCACUGGGGACAGGCGUGGGCACCGGCGGGUGGUAUGGCCUCUGCUCCAGCCCCAAAAGCCCCUGCAGCAGCAGCUGGGGGAGAGGGGGGGGUCUCUGGGGGCCCUGCUGCAGCAACCCCAUCCCAGAUGCUAAACCUCCUCCCAGCAAUCCCCUGGCAGCCAAGCGGGUGCCGGAGCACCACGGCCUGCAGGAUGGGGUCCUUCGCCUGCCCCACGGCCCUGAUGGCACCAAGGGCUUCAGCAGCAGCUCCAGGAGAGGAGAGCUCGUCCCCCGGCACUGA
Calidris pugnax (ruff) is the source of this 1377-nucleotide messenger RNA. Its product is annotated as la-related protein 6-like. Gene Ontology annotation, molecular function: mRNA binding. Gene Ontology annotation, biological process: RNA processing. NCBI's taxonomy places the organism in Eukaryota, Metazoa, Chordata, Aves, Charadriiformes, Scolopacidae. Bases 1 to 1377 code for a protein of 458 amino acids. The transcript has 3 exons. The record is from RefSeq and is a predicted model, not a curated record. Gene Ontology annotation, cellular component: nucleus.